AUGGUGUCGGAUCAUUGCAGCACUGAAGCUUCGCCUGUGGUGAAAACCACUCAUGGUCAGGUGCGUGGAGCGCUACAAACCGCGCUCUACGGUGAGCUCUACUACAGCUUCGAUGGCAUACCGUACGCCCAGCCGCCGUUUGGUGAGCUGCGAUUUAGAGAGCCGCAGGAUGCUAAGCCCUGGGAAGGAAUACUUGACUGCUCCAAGCCAAGAAGCAAGUGCCUACAAGUGAGCAGUCUGACACAGCAAGUUGAAGGUAGCGAGGAUUGCCUGUACCUCAAUAUAGCCGUCAAAAGUUUAAGCAGUGAGAAGCCUCUGCCUGUGAUGGUAUAUGUGCAUGGAGGCGGCUUUAAGAACGGAGAUCCGACCAAAUUCGGGUUUGGACCAGACUAUAUCAUGCGCGAGCAGGUGAUCUACAUAAGCAUUUGCUAUCGCGUGGGUCCAUUAGGUUUUUUGAGCUUUGCUGAUCCGUCCCUGCGCAUACCCGGUAAUGCGGGACUAAAGGAUAUUAUUCUAGCCCUGAAGUGGAUCAAGGCAAACGUGGGUAGCUUCAAUGGAGAUGCGAACAACAUUACGCUCUUUGGGCACAGCUCGGGCAGUUGUACGGUGCAUUUGCUGAUGGUAACUCCCCAGACGGAGGGAUUAUUCGAUAAGGCUAUCCUGAUGGGUGGUUUUUAUCCCGAGACAGCUAAUGCGCCCAAUGCGGAAUAUGAAAUGGCCAAGCAUUUGGGUUAUGAGGGCGAGAACAACGAUGUUGAUGUGUUCAAUUUCAUAAAUGCCGCAGAUCCAAAGCAAUUGGUCCUACCGGACUUUAGGCCUUUAUACGAGCGCUUGCAGAGCGGAGGUUAUCCGUUAUUUUUGCCACGUAUUGAGUACUAUCCCACGCCCACUGCUGUGCUACUGGACCAGCCGCGAGUGCUGCAGCGCACUGCGUGGACCAACCGCGUGCCCCUCAUGAUGGGUUGCACCAGCAACGAGGGUCUGUUCAAUCCUAUGAUGAACAUGAGAAAGGAUCCGAACAUAUUGAAAGCGUGCCGGGAACGUCCGGAGUUUACGCUGCCGUAUUCCCUACUCAGGCACUGCGAGCCAAGCGCAUGUCGGCACGAGGGACAGAAUCUAGUGAAGAAAUUCUGUGGUGUCCAUAGCACUUUUAUCACUGAGGAGCAUCACGCUGCGAUAGCCGAGCUUUUCACCCACAACUUGUUGCACUAUCAGCAGCGCAUGCUCCGGGCUCGACAGGCUUACAGCCAGGCUGUCAACUAUCUCUAUCGGUUCGACUUUGACUCUCCUGAUUUUAACUUCUAUCGCAUUCGUUACCAAGGACCAGAAGCCCGUGGCGUUCAGCAUGCAGAUGAGCUGUGCUACCUCUUCAAGCUGCCCCAAACAUUUAAGCUGGAGAAGUCUCGACCGGAGUACACGGUCAUCUGCCGCUUCGUAGCCCUCUUAACGGAGUUUGCCCGCAACUCCAAUCCAAAUGGACCGCUCACCAAGCAGCUGGUGGACUGGCAGCCCGUAACCAAAGAAGAACCCACAAUGUGCCUUAAUAUCAAUGAGGAACUAAAGUUCAUACCACAGCCAGAACGUUACAAGUUACGUUUUUAUGAUCAGCUUUACAGACAUAUUAAAAUGGAGCUCAUUUAA
Drosophila arizonae is the source of this 1641-nucleotide messenger RNA. Its product is annotated as esterase B1. The record is from RefSeq and is a predicted model, not a curated record. NCBI's taxonomy places the organism in Eukaryota, Metazoa, Arthropoda, Insecta, Diptera, Drosophilidae.